UUAAACAUGUAUAGCUUGCUUACAAGGAAAUUUAUAUUGAUAUAUUUAUUUUACAUAAUUAAUAGGCCCAUAUAUUAUAUACAGUUUACAAACAAGCCCGGUGAUAUUUACAUUUAUGGAUCGGCUUUUAUCUACUGCUAACUGCAUCGUGGUGAUUUGAAAAAUACUUCUUGGUUAUUAAAAAUGGUUGAAGGAUACGACAGUUGCACCAACGUUGUAAGAAACACUGACAAACUUCUACAAGAAAAAAGUUUGUUAGAUUUUACUGUCCGAGUUGGGGACGUUGAGUUGCCAUGUCACCGUGUUAUUCUGGCAGCGUCGUCACAUUUCUUUAGAGCACUUUUAAUGACAGACAUGAAGGAGGCUAAAGAGGGUUGUGUAACGAUCAAUGGGAUUUCAUUGGAUAUAUUCCAGCUUAUUUUAAAGUCCAUGUACACGGGAAAGAUUAUUUUAAAUUUAGAAAAUUUCGUAGACAUAUGGCUUGCAGCGGACCAACUACAGAUAGACUUUGUUGUUGGACAUUGCGAAGAUUUUGCGAUAAAAGCCAUUAAUCUUGAGAAUUUUGAGAACAUUUCAAGUAUAACACAAUACCUGAAUUCGGAAAAAGUUUUAGAAUCUUUGGACACAUUUUUGCUUGAAAACUUCGACACCUUUAGUGAGGUAAAUGAUAAACCUAUUAUGGAACUCAGAUUCCGGGAUUUUAGAGGUCUAAUUGGUUCUCGGUAUCUUGAUUUAAGAAACGAAGACUGGCUAAUAAAAGUAGUGCUAAAGUGGGUUGAGUAUGUACCUGAAGAAGACAGUAGUGAAGACGAAGAUGAAGAAUGUACAUGCCAAAAAGAGAAUACUACAAGUGGAAUUAGUCCCAAAAGCAAAUCAGAUACAAGUGUUUUAGCUGUCGAGAAAGAUAAUAAAAGUCAAAACCAAAACAAAAGACUUCGAAGACUUGCAUCGUUAUUGAAGUCUGUGAGGAUGUGUCUUGUGAGUACACCACUUCUGAAACAUCUGCUAAAACAUCCAUUGAUAAUCAACAACACUAGGGCUACAAACAUUUUGAUUAAGACACUGCUGUAUAAGACAACACAUUAUAACCACGGACAAUGGCGAAAAAGUGCUACACAUCGCGACUCAAGUGAAUGGGCGCACUGUGGUGUUCUGUUUGUCAUAGGUUUUGACUUUAUAAUCCUGAGCGCGUACGAUGAGGAAAAGAUGUAUACAUGUGUGAACUGCAGUGAAAUUUAUCUAGACGUAACUUUAGUCAUAUUCGACUCUUAUUUGUUCGCUAUUGGGGUUAAAAAUGACGAACAAGAAAACAGCAGUUUGUGUGCUUUAGUUGGUAAAUCUUGGAGAAAAAUAACUGAAAUCCCAGGACGUAGGUUCGUGCUAGUAUCAUAUGAUGAGUGUAUAUUUAUUCUAAGCAAAAAUAAACCAGAAAUUUAUCAAAUAUUUCCUAAAUGUGGGAACGCAAAAGUUGAAGAAUUUACAAAGUUACCAGAGACAAUCAAAGUUCGACAGGCUAUACAUUAUCAGAGAUCGAUUCUGAUUUUCAGUUCUGUUACCGUCAAUGGUGAAGAGAAAACUGCAGUUCAUCAACUAGACAUUCUAACUAAGAAAUUAACAGAAUUAGAACAAUUUAAUGGACCAGCCAAGCACCUAUUAAGCUUCAGUGAUGAUAAACACACCUAUUUAUUACAGAGAAGUGGAGAUUUGUGGAUUAUUCGAUUCCAGUCUGGGAACAUUACAUUCCGAUUGCUGGGUAGAUUAUGGAAAACGCCGUUCAAAAUCCACGGUGUAUUCACUUACGACAGAACCAUGCGAAUCGCGUAUGCGUGCGUUAGUAAGAAAAACCCAAUCGAACAAUCCAUUGUGAUUCCGUCACCGUUGAAGGGUUAUUUUGAUUUAUUUGCAAACUGGCGUUUGAUGAAUGUUCCGUGUUCAAACUUCAUUCCAGCUGUUUUCCCCAAAAAUAUGUUGGUACCAUUAAUAGAUUAAAACAAAAAUAGCCUACGCUAUCUCUAGUGAUAUCUAUCACAGAUCGUGUUUCUUAAACAGUGUUGAAACAUGUAAUGUAUAAUACAGAUCUACAAUGGGUUUUUAAAACGUAUUUUGCCUAGGGUAAAUUAACAUUUACAUAAAUUACCUUAUUGGAACUUAUACUUAUAUCUCUAUUUAUAUUUGAAACUAAAGGUAUAUACCAAUAUCUGAUAGGUCUCGUCAUAAUUUAAUGUGCACAUAUUCAUAUUGGGCGUGAAAUAUACAAUUGAUGAAAUUAAAAUAUAUUUUUAUUUCUUCUGCAUAAAGAAUAUUUAUUAUGCAUACAUCUAAAUUAGCGGAGUACUAUAAAGUAUUUUUAGAUAGGAAAUUAUCUCAAUUCUACAUCUUGCUUUAGUUGAUCAAUAUUAGUUGAUCUUUAUUAAUAGAAUAAUAUUCAAAGAAGCUUAAACUACAAUUUAAAAAAAAAUCUUUCUUUAAAGAUGACAGAUUGUAUUAGAUGUCUUACAAAUAUAAUCUAUAACGUGAAGUGAUCAAUUAUGUGCCUUUAUAUCGGAUAUAUUUUAAAUCAAGAUCUUCUGCUACUAUAGGAGAUGUAUUAAAACAAUGUCCUCAGUAGAAUUUUAUAUGUUGCAUUUGUUCUUUGAGAGCGAUCUUAGAAUAGGGGUAUUAUAGAAUAGAGUUUGUCUGUGAACUACAAGUUAUUUAAUACCAUUCUUAGAUAAGCUUUAUCUUAUUUAAGUCACUGAGUCGACUUAGGAGCUUGACCAAAGACAAAGUGUAAAUGAUUAAGAAUGUUACUUAUAUGAAAUAACAACUUUAUAAAAUUUUAAUUUUUAGUAUGAUACAUAAAGAGUUAAAUUGAACAUUUGAUAAAUUUUACACAUUUGUUUUGCAGAUUCAUGUAUGUAUGUUUUAUAAAUAUUAUUCCUACU
This is a messenger RNA of Physella acuta, 2924 nucleotides long. RefSeq lists its product as uncharacterized. The record is from RefSeq and is a predicted model, not a curated record. Lineage: Eukaryota; Metazoa; Mollusca; Gastropoda; Physidae. Gene Ontology annotation, molecular function: protein binding.